Molecule: messenger RNA, 698 nt
Organism: Saprolegnia diclina VS20
Lineage: Eukaryota; Oomycota; Saprolegniomycetes; Saprolegniales; Saprolegniaceae
Exons: 5
Coding region: 33-518 (161 amino acids)
Source: RefSeq, a predicted model, not a curated record
CCGCCGCUUGCCAUCAAAUUGCAACUGCGGCCAUGUCCUUCUUCGAAGCCAAAGUCAAGAAGCCGAUCGUUGACCUGCUCACGUCGGGCGCCUCGCCCCAUAGCCUUGCGCUCUCGAUGGCCUUUGGCGUGACCUGCGGUAUCUUUCCGAUUCCGGGCGUGACGAGUGUCCCGGUCGUCGCCGCCGUCUUCCUCUUUGGGCUCAACCCGGUUGCGGCGAUGCUCAUGAACUACCUCUGCACGCCGCUCAACAUUGCGUCCGUGCCCGUCUUUGUGGCGUAUGGCGGCCAGUUCUUUGGCGAUGGCGCAGAGGACUUUUCCGUCUCGACGCUACUCCAAGGACUCCAAGACGAUACGCUGGCGACGCUCGGGCAGUUCCAGUAUGUGCUGCUGCACGCCAUCUACAUGUGGCUCGUCUUUCUGCCGGUCGGAACGCUUGCGAUCUACCUCGUGCUCUACCCGAUCCUCAAGGUCAGCAUUGGCAGUGCGACCAAGCCGACAAAGGCCAAGACGACCUAAGAUCUACGACCGACGCCACGUCUUCUCCAAGAGCUUCCGCUAUCAGAAGACAAUAUUGUGUAUUGACCCUUGCCACGAGUAAGACCAAGGAUAAUGCACGCCCUGAGGAUGCAACCGGAGAGGAAUUUAGAGCGGUUUAGAUGCCCAUGCCCACGGGGCUGUACCGCUCCUUCUUCUUCU